Molecule: messenger RNA, 1950 nt
Organism: Fomitopsis serialis
Lineage: Eukaryota; Fungi; Basidiomycota; Agaricomycetes; Polyporales; Fomitopsidaceae
Exons: 1
Coding region: 1-1950 (649 amino acids)
Source: RefSeq, a predicted model, not a curated record
AUGAACGACAAGGCUGUGGUUACGACCCCUAAUGCGACGUGGCUGCCCGAAUUCCCCGUCGCGUCUCCAGGCGAGAUCUGCACGCGAGUCGACGGCCGGUGGGGUCCGCAGGAAUACUCGUUGUGGCCCCAGCUGUAUCAUAAACGAGUCUUACAUCACGCGUGCAUCCCUGUGCAGGGAGCACUAAUAGACGGCCUGAAGUUCCAAGCUGACGAUCUGUACGACCACGUAGCUUGGAAUGAAUGGCAGGUCUGCAAAGAGUGUGGGGUUCCCGACCUCGGUUACAUUGACAAGGGCUCGAUAACGCUUCUCAAAGGCGUAGCUGCCCACAUCGGCGUCACGUAUCACAUGUCCACGCUUGCUCAACGGGAGGACCGCCAGAAGUUCGGAAAACAUCUGAUCGCGACUGUCGAUCAAGCCCUCGACCAACUCUCAAUCCUACCCAUGAUCCGGGCCCAUGCCAUCGCCCUCGCUGCGCACGUCAAGCGGCUCCUGCUAGAACUAUGCGGCCUCAUCGUGCUGUACGAGAUUGUGCAACCGCGUGCUCUCGAUCCGGCCUUCGUCGCGAAGAAGGCUCUGCCUAUUCGGGGCGCGUUCACCAACGACGCUGGGACGACGCAGGUUUUGUUUCGGCUCGGCAUUCCCGUUUGGUUUAUCCAGACGCUGACUCGAUCGUUGCGCGUCGUCGAGGUCCACACGUACUCGACCCCAAUCUCCUCGCGCAUGAGCGACGAGUUGUCCCAGCCUCGCUUGCAUAGCGACGGUGGUGAUCUCGCAGGCGUCGUGCAGCACCCUGGAGACUGGCCAUUCGCGAUGCAGCGGGAGGUCCUCAAGACACUACUGGAUAUCAAGAUCUCCCCGUUGCCCAACCAGCAACCAAUCGCGGCCGACGGGGCCUCGGACGCUCGGCCAGCCAAGAAGGUCAAGACAUCCCCCGAUGUGCAUCUCGAUCGAGGGCGUACCGAACAAUCGGGCAGCUCGUCACGCCGCACGCGCCGGGGUAAACGCGCCGCACCGGAGUUACCCCCGCCACACCCGUCGCUACGGUACCAGUCGCCGCACACAAGUGUUGUGCCUGGCGCCUGGGAAGUCGUUCUGGUCGCGGCCGGGACCUUGCCUUCGCCGCCAUCACCCGCCACGUAUUACUGGCCGCCGCCCUUCUUGUUUGAAGGAGGUGGCGGCAAAUCCAAUCGCUACUACCAUAACUACAUCCGCAUCCGCCAGUUCUGCCGCCAGCGCCUUCUUGAUCGAACCGUGGGAGCCGAGCCGUUGCGCAUCUCAGAAUGGCGCGAUGCUCUGUGGGGGGACUACCGCACCCAGCCCGCCGACGUUCCAUCCGAAGAUUCGUCGACCAGGGGCAAGGAGCGCAAACAGAUCCAGCAAAACGUGCGCCGGCUCUUUGGAAACACUGCGGGUCUAGCCACGUACACGGCUGCCCUAACCCCACAGUGGGGUCAAGUUACUGUGAGCGAGAACACUGCGAAAGACCCCGCCCUGCAUGCGCAAGUGCUCUGGGAGGCCCACGAGAUCAACUGGCGAUGCGAAGUACGCGCCCUCGACGCCGAGCUGACGCGUUCCCGCGACUGGGACGUCCUGACACGAUGGGAGCGCGAGGCCCGAGUGUGCCGCCUCUGGAGCGGCAUCGGCUCAGGGCUCCGCGUCAUCCCUCGUUGGGAGAGUGGGGAGACGACCCGCGCACGCUGGGACUCUCCUGACGAGAGUGGUUGGCGUGAGGCACGCUCAACCCUGUCGGAGCUUGUGGGCGUCAUGGCUCGGUGGCCGGGACUUCCUGAAGAGCUCAAGGGCAUCGCCGACGAGAUAGUAGAGUACCCCGCGGACAAAUUCCGAGUUGUUCAGCGUGCCGCAUUACAAUUCUACGUGCGCACGUUCACUAAUGUCUUCAAGCGUCUUCCAAUUCCCCCCGCUGUGCUGCCGACGAAAUGGGUGUAA